AUCGCCCGAACCACUCGUGGGCGCAACAAAAGUAAUAAAAUCAAACAAGGCGGCGCAAGUUUUGAUGCAGCAACAACAGCGAAAAGGACGCUUUUAGAAACAGACAGUUAGAGGUCGAUGCAAACUGUUUUGUGCAUGCUGAUAGCAAGAUGACGAGCCUACAGCACCCCCCGUUGAGCUAUGAGGCCUCGGCCACCACCACGCACCCCCACUUCGCUACAUGCCUGCCGCAGGAAGUGGUCUCUUGCCUGAAGAACUCCCGAUUCCUACAUCUUGCAACAUGCGACGGACUCAAUCCUCACAUCUCUCUUAUGAGCUACACCUUUCUCCCCUCCACGCCAUUCAACCCCACCCCGACCAUUAUCAUGACCACCAACCCCUCAUCCAAAAAGACACUCAAUCUCCGCUCGAAUCCACGAGUAUCGCUCCUGGUACAUGACUGGGUUUCUCACAGACCUCCCACCCGGACCCGAGAUGCCGGACGGGAAGGGUCUCCGCCUCCCGCAGCCACGCAGUCCAGUCUUGCCACUUUGCUUUUAAACCUCAACACUAGUGCCAUGAGCAGUAUCAGCACCACGAUAAUCGGUGAAGCCCGGGUCCUUGAUGUAGGUAGUGAGGAAGAGAAGUGGUGUAGAGAACGCCACUUAGAGAGCAAUACGUUUAUUGCGGACGAAGGGGGGAUUGGCGUCUUUAGUAGCAGUGGCCAGGCGCGGCAGGGAGGCACAGGAGAACAGGAACGGCGGCCAUCUAUUAUGGAUGACGAUGUCAAUGUCGUCGUGGUAGCUGUCAAGGAAGGCAGGAUUGCGGAUUUGAAAGGUGGGGUGAGAGAUUGGGCUGUUGUGACAGAGGGACAGGUGAAUGGAGUAGCUCCUGGUAGCUAAACUACCUCUAAAUUUCUCUAGGUCAGCGCCAUAGCUCCUGAACUAGUUACAGGCUAAGUUUACCAGGUGCUUCUAUAUUCUCCUCCCUACUGCCCUUCUUACUACAAAGAAAAUGACAAAAAGUGCCUUCUACCUAGUAGCCUUGGUAUGUAAAGCCCUAUCCUCCCAUUGUGAGAAUAACCAUGACGCAACAGCCGACAACAGAGGCAAAAUCUCUCGGAUUAAUGAGAUAUCUCAAUCCCACCGGCUUAAAGGAGGGGACAGUCAAGGAUCUUCCCGUUAGUGCUGAUCUAUGAACACAUUGUCAGAGAAAGAGAACCGGACAUGAACCGUCCAAAUGCUUAUCUAUUCUUAUUUAACAUUCCAUGCUUAUGUCUCUACCGGCAGCCGGCUCACGGCAAAGCCGUAAACUAACGGAGUUACGCUUAGUUUCGUUCGCAGAUGCUAUCGCACAACCACUCC
Trichophyton rubrum CBS 118892 is the source of this 1343-nucleotide messenger RNA. RefSeq lists its product as uncharacterized. Lineage: Eukaryota; Fungi; Ascomycota; Eurotiomycetes; Onygenales; Arthrodermataceae. Gene Ontology annotation, cellular component: cytoplasm; nucleus. The coding region runs from base 150 to 881 and encodes 243 amino acids. The record is from RefSeq and is a predicted model, not a curated record. The transcript has 2 exons.